UGUAUUUCAUAUUUAGAUGAUGAUGUAUUACAUGAUGAAGAGUUAGAUAAAGAACUCCUCUGGAAUCUUCAACUUUUAUCAGAGAUCACUCGUGUGGAUGGGAAGAGGUUGCUGCCAUACAGGGAGCAGCUUUUGAAGAUUCUGCAACGAACCCUCCAUUUAACCUGUAAGCAGGGUUACAUUCUGUCUUGUAACCUACUGCACCAUCUUCUUCGUUCUACUACACUUAUCUACCCCACAGAAUACUGCAGUGUGCCAGGUGGUUUUGACAAGCCUGUUUCUGAAUACUUUCCUAUCAAGGACUGGGGUAAACCUGGUAAUCUACAGAAACUUGACAUUCAGUGGCAUGUUCCUUCAGCUGAAGAAGUUGAUUUUUCUUUUGAAUUGUUGGAUACUUUUCUCCAGCCAGAGAUUAACAAACUGGAGCGGUAUUCAGAUGGAAGCCUUGAAAUGUCCAGAGAUGAUGUUCAGCAGUGUCUUACUAUAGUACACAAUUGCCUUAUUGGAUCGGGAAACAUGCUGCCACCUCUGAAAGGAGAAAAAGUGGCUCACAUGGUUCCAAGUCUAGUGUCAUUGGAAGAGAUCAAACUUUUUACAGGUGUUGAAUAUGAUUUGUCGAAAGAGAAUUACAGGGAAAGAAUCUGCAAAGUGACAAGGAAACUCCUACACUUUGUACUUGACAACUCGGAGGAUGAUACUAAGUCUUUGUUCCUAAUCAUUAAGAUCAUUGGGGACCUCUUACAUUUCCAAGGUUCACAUAAGCAUGAGUUUGAUUCACGGUGGAAAAGUUUUAACUUGGUGAAGAAAUCAAUGGAGAAUAGGCUUCAAGGCAAGAAACAGCAUAUUAGAGCACUGCUCAUUGACAGAGUCAUGUUACAGCAUGAGCUAAGAACACUCACUGUUGAAGGCUGUGAAUAUAAAAAAGUACAUCAGGACUUGAUCAGGGACCUUCUUCGUUUAUCUACAAGUUCAUAUGGUCAGGUCAGGAACAAAGCUCAACAAGCAUUCUUCACAGCCUUGGGGACUUACAACUUCUGUUGCAGAGACAUCAUUCCUUUGGUUUUGGAGUUUUUGAGGCCAGAUGGGUACAGUGUCACCCAGCAACAAUUUAAAGGUGCCUUGUAUUGCCUUCUUGGAAAUCAUAGUGGAGUAUGUCUGGCAAAUCUUCAUGAUUGGGACUGUAUUGUCCAAACUUGGCCUGCAAUUGUCUCUUCUGGACUUAGCAAAGCAAUGUCUCUGGAAAAGCCUUCCAUAGUUAGACUCUUUGAUGACCUUGCAGAGAAAAUCCAUCGGCAGUAUGAAACAAUAGGACUGGAUUUUACUGUAAGUGUGAAAUAAUUACUUCACUUGCAAUUGUUUAGGAAUGAAGCCUGGUUACUUAGGGACUAUGUGUCUCCUGUUAGUAUCUGUCCAGCCAGUUUGAUUUGGUGGGUUUGGUGUGCUCUGGC
Molecule: messenger RNA, 1448 nt
Organism: Pseudonaja textilis
Lineage: Eukaryota; Metazoa; Chordata; Lepidosauria; Squamata; Elapidae
Source: RefSeq, a predicted model, not a curated record